Nerophis ophidion (straightnose pipefish) is the source of this 7945-nucleotide messenger RNA. RefSeq names its product nucleoporin 214 (gene nup214). Gene Ontology annotation, biological process: protein import into nucleus; RNA export from nucleus. The transcript has 36 exons. Gene Ontology annotation, molecular function: structural constituent of nuclear pore; protein binding. The record is from RefSeq and is a predicted model, not a curated record. The coding region runs from base 185 to 6025 and encodes 1946 amino acids. NCBI's taxonomy places the organism in Eukaryota, Metazoa, Chordata, Actinopteri, Syngnathiformes, Syngnathidae. Gene Ontology annotation, cellular component: nuclear pore.
GAACUAUGACGUCAUAGUUCUGAAACCGCGCGGUGUGUUUUUAACUGUCAUGCUAGUAGUAGUCCGCACUCACUUGUGCUGCAUGGCGUCGUGAUAUUUACCUCCCACGCAGACUAAAGUUUAUUUAGUUUCCUCGGACAGGAGUUGUGCCGGAAUAAUAAAGUGUACACUUGUGUGCGUCAAAAUGAGCGACGACACCGAUUCUCCUCCUGAAAGGGAGAUGAAGGAUUUUCAGUUUCGAGAAAUGAGGAAAGCGAAAAUUUUCCAACCUUCUGAAGAAAUGCCAAAGGAAAGGACAAGUUUGCUGUGUGUCUCAAACAAAUAUGGCUUAACGGUUGCCGGGAUGGGGAGAACCUUCAAAGUUUACCACACACAGGACAUCAUCGCUGAUAAACAGGAGCGCAGCGCUAACAAGAUAGUUGAAGGAAUUGCAGCGCUGGCGGAGGUAACCAUGGAGAUGAAUUUGCACCACUUGGCUCUCAGUUGUGAUGAGCUUACCUUGUCAGUGUGCGGUAUCGCUACGGACACCGGUUUGUCCAUCGUCUUCUAUGACGUCCGCACCUUUGUGAACAAGGCUCGACCACAGAAGUCGGCGUUUGCAUCGUGGCAGCCGGCCGUGCCCCCGGAAACCUUAGUGCAGGACCUAAAGUGGAAUCCUGCUCAGGCUUCUAUGUUGGCCGUCUGUCUGUCUGAUGGCAGCAUGUCCAUCUUGGACGUAACCAACAGCGUCAACACACAAGCCCAGCUACCCGCUUCCAGCGGUGUCACGUGCCUUUGCUGGAGCCCUAAAGGAAAACAAGUUGCCGUAGGGAAAAUGAAUGGCACUGUCAGCCAGUAUACCCCAGCACUGGAGGAGAAAAAAGUGAUUCCAUGUCCACACUUCUACACGUCUGAUGACCCUGUCAAAGUUCUUGACCUGCUUUGGCUGAGGACGUAUUCUUUCGGUGUGGUCUACGCCGCUGCCGACGGCUCUUCCGAGACCCCACCUGAGCUCGUAUUGAUCACCAUCCCUAAGAAGGAUGAAAAGGUGGAAACAAAGUACCUGAACUUCAGCGACACAGUGUUCGGCUGCUGCACAAAGCGACAGCAUCACUACUUCCUCAGCCACGUCGAGGACUGGAAUCUUGUUUUGGCCGCAUCCGCCGCUUCCAUCGAAGUCAGCGUCAUCGCCAGACAAGACGAAAAGAUCUGGGAGCUGUGGAUCCUGGAGGAUGCUGGGAGGGCGGAGCUACCUGUAACUGAGAACGAUGAAGACACGCUGCCCCUCGGCUUAGCGAUUGACUACACCAAUCAACAGCAGAUUCGCAUCAGCGAUGACAAAACGUUGCCGCCGGCUCCCACGUUGCUCAUGCUGUCCACCGAAGGAGUGCUCUGCCCUUUUACGCUGCUUAACCACAACGCCGGGGUCAAGCAGCUAAUUUCACCUUGCGUCGCCCUCACAGCUGAGGGCGAGAGACUCCCCAAGCCAGGUGCUUUAACAGCCCAGCCCCCCAAAACCACUGCCCCCGUCCCCUCUGCCCUGCCCCCCUUCUCAAACAUUGCUGCGACUUCAUCUGCUCCCUCCUUCAGCAUUCUGCCCACUGCCACCACCUCCGCAUCCUCAGGCUUCUCUUUUGCUAUACCCUCUGCCAGCAGCAACUCUGCUCCUCCCGCCUUUUCCCUCGGGUCAACUGCACCUUUCGGCUCCGGGGCCUCGGGCUUCUCUUUUGCCGCCAAGCCUCCCUCCGACACUCCCUCGGCCCCUUCUGCGUUUUCUUUUAGCACCCCUUCAAAUAAGGUCACAACCCCGACACCACCAAGCCUUGUGACUCCGUCGUUACCUACGGUCAAACAAAAUUUGAAUGACAGAUUUUCAGCUCUAGAGGCUCCAGCAGCAUCCACACCAUCUUUUUCCUUCACGACGUCCUUACCCAAAAAUGGCAGCAUGAGCCAAAGUGUCCCUGCUCUCGCCUUAGCCACUGCCAAGCCAUCGCCAGUGUCAACUCCUGUGCGUCCUAUCCAAAGCAGCACACCAACUCCAGCGGUCCAAAAACCAGCACCAGCUCAUCAAGGCCGCAUCCAAACACCCCAGGCGGCUGUUGGCGUGAAGGUCGUGGACAAACAGGCUCAGCCAAAGAAAGAGUCUGAUCCCAUUAUGACGGGCAUACUGGAGGAGAUUUCACACUUCCAAAAGGAGCUAGAGGAUUUAAAAACGCGAAGCUCAACAGCGGACUUCAAAGUCGGAACCAACGAGGAGAUGAAGGAGCUGAGGAAUGAGUCAGAAGAGCUUAACGUUUUCAGCCUGGAGAUCAAAGAAACAACAGAGUCUCUGCAUGGCGACAUUGGCGCCAUGAAGACCACCAUGCUAGAGGGCUUUGCUGGAGCAGAAGAAGCCAGGUCCCAGACUGAGAUCACCAGGCAACGCAAUUACAGACAACUGCUCUACAAAAGACCUCUGGACCCGCGUAGUGAGGAGCAGCUCAAGGAGAUUCGGAGGCUUUAUCAGUAUGUUACGUUUGCCGUGGAGGAUGUCAAUUGUGUUCUGGAUGUGGAAUGGGAGAAGAGCUUGGAGAGAAAGAAGAAAAAGAAGCACAUGGUGGUGCCUGGGCGUGAAGGUUUGUUCAACACUCUGGCCAACAAUCUGUACAUCAUCAACCAGCAGAAGAACAGACUGGACCAGCUGGUCAGUGAGCUGACCUCCUUGCACCUCUAUAACAAGAUGGACACUCCCAAUGCAAGUCAUAACUCUACUGCAGCAACAUCACCAGGCAAUAUGGAAAAGGAGCUCAACAGCUUAAGGGAGGCCCUCUUGAAGGCCAAACUGGACACCAACCCUUCUCAGGCCAAAAGCCCAUCUCCAGUCAAGAUAUCACCAGUAAAACAGUCCCAGCUGCGCAAUUUCCUCUCCAAGGGCCACAUGCCUCCUGUUCGAUCAACUGCACCAGCCAAUUUGUCUCGCUCUGCCUUCCUGUCGCCAAAAUACUACGAGGAUUUGGAUGACAUAAGCUCCACAUCUUCCCUGUCGCCGUCAAUGGAGCCUCCUCACCUGCCUCGCUUGGAGGUGGAGGAAGAGGAGGAACUGCAGCCAGAGCGCCUCCCCAUGGCUGCUGCCCCCCCUGCGUUCCCUCGCCACCCUACCGUAGUGAGGACUACAUCCAUUCAGCCGGGCUUCGGCUCCAUUCAGUCUGCACCUUUAAGCAAAAUACAGGCUGUGCCAGGCAUGGGCUUCAGACUUAGCCCGAUUCCCAGCCCUGUUCCAACCAAUAAGAUCAUCCUCAGUGGAGCUGACAGCACCGCUCUUGCCACAAAGACAGUCAAACACGGCGCCCCCCCGGGCGAGAGGACUGUACCUGUCACCAUCCCGGCCCAGCAAGCUGCAGCCACCGCUGCCAUGCGCAGGCUGAUGGCCAAUCAGAAGACGGCUGUCGUCAGCACUUCCUUGACCGAGUCAACCUUGAAAAUCGUCCCUCAGGUGGUCAAUGUUCAGGAACUGAAAGACAGAGGGGGUCCAAUUUCUACUCCAGUUAUCAGCUCACCAAUACCAGAUGCAGCGCCUGUGACUCUGCAGGUUCCCACUUCUGUUUCCAACCAGCACAAACGAAAUCCACCCCAAAGUGUGCAGAAAACUUCCACUGAAUGCUCAAGCGCUCCCCAAGCAGGAUUCCUGUUUGGUCAGCCUACUAAAGCUGACACCUCUGUUGGUCCUGUGAGCUCAGCUGAAUCAAGUAUCAGCAAAGCUUUCCCCUUCUCGUCAACCCCUUCAAACUUUAGUUUCACUUCACUCACACCAGGAGCUACAUUACCUCAAGUGAAGGAUGUGAGUGAGUUCUCCUUUGGUGGAAAUGGCAAGAUGAUGUUUGGUCAGAUCGGAGAGGAGCCCUCAAAAUGUCCCCCCUCUGUUGCCGCUACUGUUCCGGCUGGAGAGCCUCCAAAAUCCACAGCGGAAGCACACAUACCGGCUGUUAACCCUACCAGGAUAGACCCCCAAACCCCUAAAACCACAGGAGGAGAAACUUUAGGCAGUUUCUCCGGACUGCGUGUCGGCCAAGGAGAAGAAGGUGUCGAUCCCUCCAACAAACCCUCCACUGCUAACACUGGUUUUAGUUUUGCCGGCGCUGGAAUCGGCAAAGGAGGGGCUCAGUUUGGCUUUGCAGGAGAUCGAAAGUCUGCGGGAGAUUCUCUUGGAACGGACUUGUCCAAAGGGCAAGGGAGUUCGUUCAAACCUCCCGAGACGACUUCCAAGCUGACCUUCUGUAUUACAACGUCAAACACACCCGCCUCAGGAUUACACACGUCAUUCAGCAGUCUCCUUGCAGCCCCCACAGAGCCAAACGAAGACCCUAAACCAGCUGCACAAGCUUCAGAGCCCCCCUCAGAACUUGUAAAUGAUCCUGCUACGGAACUUCCUCCUGAGAGCGUUGCAGCCUUAGAACCUGCAAAACCUACAUUGGAUGCUACCGCAAUUAGAGUACAGGCUUUGGCCACAAGUGUUCCUGUUCCAGUGGCAGCUACUGAGCCACCAGUUCCAGUUAGCACGGCAGACGCCCCUGUAGAGGCCACGGGUGCUGCCGCUGUGACCACAGCUUCUCCAGUUGCUCCAGUCCAGCAAGAGUCCCCGCCUGCCUUCCAGGUGUCCACUUCUGAGAGGCCUGGCUCCAUCUUCUCUAAGCCUGCAACGACAGAAAGCAGCUCUCCUGCGGUCGUGGCUGUCCCUGCUGCCGUCCCUACUGCUGUCCCUGCUGCUGUACCUGCUGCUGUCCUUGCGACCGCCACUCCUGCUUUUUCUGUUCCGAACAUCUCAACAGUCACCACCACCGCUGCUCCUACUGCCCUUGCUGCUAGCACUGUGUUUGGGCAACCUGCCGCAUCUCCUCCAGCCUCCACUGUCCCCUCGGCACAAUCUACCACAGGUUUCGGCUCGUCUGCAUUUGGUGCAUCAGCUGAAAGUGGGUUUGGCAAAUCUGUUUUUGGCCAGUCAGUCGGCUUUGGCCAGCCUGCUAGUAGCACAGUAACAGCCGGCGGCUUCUCCUUUGGACAAUCUGCAUUUGGAGCGAGCCCAAGCAGCGCCCCCACAGGAGGCGGUCUUUUCGGGGCAUCCACUGCUAACAAUGCAAGUUCCUUCUCCUUCAGCGCGAACGCCCAGACGUCCAGUGGCAAUGGUGCAGGGGUGUUCGGACAGAGCACAACCUCUGCAUUCGGACAAAGCUCGGGAUUUGGACAAGGGGCGCUUUUUGGGAGCAACACCACCACAUCUUCGUCUGCAGGUUUCAGCUUUGUUCAGCAGUCAGCCUUUGGAUCCUCCCCAUCGUCUGGAUUUGGCCAGCAAUCCAGCACCGCCAACGUAUUUGGACGGCCUCAGCAGUCGGCAGGCGGUCUGUUUGGUUCAAGUUCUACCAAUGCAGCUUCACCCAGUAGUGGACUCUUCAGCGGCCUGGGAGGCAAACCGACUGAAGAGGCUGCCAACAAGAAUCCAUUCGGUCCCACUGGGUCCCCUGGAGGGUUCGGGCAGCCUGCGCAGACAGGUGCCAAUAGUCUCUUUGGUAGUACUGCUGCCAAAACCGUUGGAUUCGCACAGUCCUCCUUUGGAGAGCAGAAACCAAGCGGAACAUUCAGCACAGGUGGGGGGACUGUUGCAUCGCAGGGCUUUGGCUCCUUCGCCUCUCCAACAAAACCAGGUGGUUUUGGCAGUUCACCAGUGUUUGGGAGCCAACCUGCUUUCGGUGCAUCUCCAUUUGGUGCCGCCACGCCAUUUGGCGCCCCUCCCUCCUAUAACAACGCCAUUGGCUCCUCAGCCGGGAAAGUGUUUGGAGAGGGAACAGCGGCUUCCAACAUGGGUGGAUUUGGUUUCGCAUCGCCACCUUCAGGACCAUCCUUUGGAGCUCUAGCGAACCAGAGCACGCCAUCAUUUGGGAGCCUGACCCAGCAGGGCCCUGGUUUUGGAGGUCAGCCAAGCAGCUUCUCUGGCUUUGGACAGCAGCCUCAAACUGGAGGAUUUUCAGGAAACACCUUUGGCUCCACAAACCACUUGCAGUCUCUGAGGCAUUGACGAUUGACACAAACAGUACUUUUCAUCAAUGUUGCUCCAACUUUCUCUGAUUGCUGUUGUCAGAUCAGCUUUGAGUCUUGCCAUGGACCAUUUUCUAUAGUUUCCACCACAGAUUUUCAAUUGAAUUGAGAUUCGGACUAUUUACAGGUCAUGACAUUGACUUUGUGUCUUUCUUCAAGGAAUGUUUUUCCAGUUUUUUCUCUUUUGCAAGAUGCAUCAUCAUCUUGAAAAAUGAUGUCAUCAUCCUCACCCUUUCGAUUGAUGGAAUAAGAAGUGUCAAAAAUGUUACUGUAAACUUGUGCAUUUAUUAAAGAUGUAGUGACAUCUAUCUUUCAAUGCCAUUACCUGACAUGCAGCCCCAUAUAAUCAACGGCGGUGAAAAUGUGCAUGUUUUCUUCAGGCAGUCGUCUUCAUAAAUUUCACUAGAACGGCACCAAACGAAAAUUCCAGCAUCACCUUGCCCAAUGCAGAUUUGCGAUGCAUCACUGAAUAUGACUUUCAUCCAGCCAUCUGUAGACCAUGAUUGCUUUUCCGUGGUCCAUUGGAACCUUGUUUUUUAUGUCUAAGUGUUAAUGACCGUUUUAAUUUAGCUUUACUGUAUUUAAAUCCCUUCUCCUUACAGUUUAGUCACAGACGACACCAAUUUCCGUCCAUGUGUUCUUCAUUCGUUUUGCUGGCCAUUUUUUGUUUUCAAGACAUACUGCUUUAGGUUUUUCUUCUUGACACUUUGUUUUCCCAGGCCUACCACUAUGCUUACCUUUUACAAACUUCCCAUGUUGCUACUGACUACCACGAUUCACAUACUUGAUUUAUUUUAGUGUUUCUUCAAGCCAGAAAUUUGCCAUUUGAAAUGGCCGUACUUUUGUGUCAUGUCUGUUACCUGCCUUUUUCUUCAAAAAUGUAACAACUGACUGAACAUCCUUCAGGUCUGGGGAUUCCAUAAUUUUGCGAGGGGUUGUAUUUUUGAAAGAUAUUGUACAACAAUUUUUCCUUAAAUUACGCAUUGUAAACAUAAACAUGGCUUAAUGAACUAUGAAUAUCAAUUCUAUGGUAGUAUAGGCCACUAAAAGAUAACAAGCCAAUCAGAUCACGCUGUUUAGUAUUGUGACCACUGAUUGGUUCUGCCUCAGGCAGCAUAAUUAUUUUGGAUGAAUAGAUUGGAAAGUUGAUUAAAUGUCCAUAAGUCUCUCAUAAUAUUAAAACAUGUAGCAAACCAUUGUUUUUAUUUAUUUUGUAGCUAUGUAAACAUUAGGUUUAAAAAGAUUCCUACUAUGUGGAAGUUAAUUUAUUGCGGUCAUGUCCGGAACGAUAAACGAGAGAUUACUGUAUUAUUAUUUUUUUAUUUAAAAAUACACAAUAUUUUGCUUUAUCUGGUCUGCCUCUUAUGUUGGCUGUCACAUGGUCGCCAUGAUCCCCGGGGUGUGUUCUGCUGGAAUGCACUCUGAAGUGUGCACAACUGACACAAAUAAUAAUUCUCGCCCUCUCUAUAGCUAUUUUUAGUUUAGUUCUCAUUUCCAGGCCGCCAUCACCUCAAUGUAAAACAAAACAAUACAAAAAAAACAUUUAUUGUAGGCUUGUACCAGUUACGAAUUAAGUGAUUCUGCAAAUUAAGCGUCUAUAUUGCCCUUUCAUAAACCACCCAAUACAUGCAAGAUGUAAUGUUCUGUGAGACAAUUCUGCUUAUUUUUCUAGAAAACUUGGAGCAUUUCUCUUGAUAGAACUUGUUUGUCACAGUUACAGAUAACUACAUCACAAUUAGGCCUUUGUGCAUGUUGAACUACUUAUUUGUUAAAAUGACAAGAAAAUACAUAUAACUUGGGCUUAGUCUACAUACAUCAAUAUUAUGGAGACAAAACAUGACAUUACACCUACUUGACAUAAUACACCUGUUUGACAUCUUGAUUUGACAAAACCUGUCUG